AUGUCUCCGACAGGAGUAAGGCUAACACCCCCCAAAGUUGGCAGUUUCAACAAGAAUGACGCCGACGUUGCCACUGGUCUUGUUGGCGCCCCCGCUUGCGGUGAUGUCAUGAAGCUCCAGAUUCGUGUUGACAAGGAUACGAAUGUGAUCAGCGACGUCAGGUUCAAGACAUUUGGCUGUGGCAGCGCCAUUGCCAGUUCGAGUUACCUGACAGAGUUGGUGCGCGGUAUGACUCUCGAGGAGGCUGGAAAGAUUAAGAAUACUGAAAUUGCUCGUGAACUUUUGCCCCCCGUGAAGUUGCACUGCUCUAUGCUUGCCGAGGACGCCAUCAAGUCCGCGAUUUCCAACUACUAUACGAAGAACCCUAAUGCCCGUACAACCAACCUUGGAGGUACCGGUGCCUCUAUCCCUAACGUCAAGGUCGAGAUUGAGAAGUCUGAGGGUGCCGCUGCUACUGCUUAA
Molecule: messenger RNA, 462 nt
Organism: Aspergillus bombycis
Lineage: Eukaryota; Fungi; Ascomycota; Eurotiomycetes; Eurotiales; Aspergillaceae
Product: putative iron-sulfur cofactor synthesis protein (Isu1)
Exons: 3
Coding region: 1-462 (153 amino acids)
Biological process (GO): iron-sulfur cluster assembly; intracellular iron ion homeostasis
Cellular component (GO): mitochondrial matrix; cytoplasm
Molecular function (GO): ferrous iron binding; 2 iron, 2 sulfur cluster binding
Source: RefSeq, a predicted model, not a curated record